AUGUCUUACUUUCUCCCACAUUUGCCUUCCGGAUGGCACGUCGACCAAGCUAUCCUGGCCGAAGAAAAUCGGGUUGUCAUUAUCAGGUUCGGUCAUGAUUGGGAUUCAGAGUGCAUGAGGAUGGAUGAAACUCUCUACGGAAUCUCAGAAAAAGUGAAGAAUUUCGCGGUGAUCUAUCUGGUCGACAUCACUAAAGUUCCAGAUUUCACGAAGAUGUAUGAAUUAUACGAUCCUUGUACAGUUAUGUUUUUUUACAGAAAUAAGCACAUCAUGAUUGAUUUGGGAACAGGGAACAACAACAAGAUCAAUUGGGCGAUGGAUGACAAACAAGAAUUGAUUGACAUCGUGGAGACGAUUUAUCGAGGGGCGAGUAAAGGCCGAGGUUUGGUAAUUACUCAACUCGGUACAAGUAUUGUCAGUUAUGUUUCUCUUGCCCCUUCACUAUUCCGCCGCAAAUCGCUUGAUGAUUCUGUAUUGUAA
Messenger RNA from Puccinia triticina, 480 nucleotides. RefSeq lists its product as uncharacterized. The transcript is spliced from 7 exons. Gene Ontology annotation, biological process: mRNA splicing, via spliceosome. NCBI's taxonomy places the organism in Eukaryota, Fungi, Basidiomycota, Pucciniomycetes, Pucciniales, Pucciniaceae. Bases 1 to 480 code for a protein of 159 amino acids. The record is from RefSeq and is a predicted model, not a curated record. Gene Ontology annotation, cellular component: U5 snRNP; spliceosomal complex; U4/U6 x U5 tri-snRNP complex.